GAAGAUAUUUCAAUCAGUAAUAGAUGAAAGGAAGGUGAUGAAUAUGAAGGAUGAAUCAAGAUCAAAGGGCAAUAUGGUUGAUUUGAUUAUGGCCAUUGAAGACGACGAAGGAAGGAGAUUAAACGAUGAGGAGAUCAUCGACUUGUUAAUCGUUUACGUGUUUGCAGGUCAUGAAACUACUGCUCAUACUGCAGCAUGGGCAAUUAUGUUCUUAGAACAACAUCCUGAGUUCUUACAAAAAGCAAAGGAGGAACAAGAGGAAAUUGUUAAGAGAAGGCUGCCUGAUUCGGAUAAAAAACUUAGCUACGAUGAGAUUAGACAGAUGAAAUAUCUAACCAAGGUUUGUUAA
This is a messenger RNA of Solanum stenotomum, 349 nucleotides long. RefSeq names its product beta-amyrin 11-oxidase-like. Gene Ontology annotation, biological process: brassinosteroid homeostasis; multicellular organism development; sterol metabolic process. NCBI's taxonomy places the organism in Eukaryota, Viridiplantae, Streptophyta, Magnoliopsida, Solanales, Solanaceae. The transcript is spliced from 2 exons. The record is from RefSeq and is a predicted model, not a curated record. Bases 38 to 349 code for a protein of 103 amino acids. Gene Ontology annotation, molecular function: heme binding; iron ion binding; ent-kaurenoic acid monooxygenase activity. Gene Ontology annotation, cellular component: endoplasmic reticulum.